UACAACUCACAAGAUGGCGCUGUCACACAAGGAGCUGACAACACUUCUCAAUGUUUUGUCUGAGGAGACAGUAAAUACCCACUCAUUUGAAAAUAUAGCACAAGCCUUUCACCAUUAUUUUAGUAAACCGGACCAUUUCAAAUUAGGAAUGUCAAUUUUAAUUAUUUUACAAAACCAGGAUUUAUUGCCGAUGUCACCUCAACGUUUAACAGCAGUUUUUUUAUUGUGGGAGAUGUAUAGGAAUGAACCUGUUGGUUUGAAUCCAUUUGCUCCUGUAUUUUCUCACUUACUGAAUCCAACAGAUGAUGAAAGGACCAGCCAGUCACUUGGAUCACUGCCAACAUUAUCCAAAUCUGAAAGAUAUUUAUUAUCACAGCUUAUUACAAGUCCACCUAGAGAGCUUUUUAAGAAAAUACCACGUCAGAUAUGUGCUAUGGAUAUUGGCAGUAAUGUGACUCCACUAGAUAUCACAGGUCUGCAGAUGACACUAGCUGAAAGACAAUCAGAAAUGCCCCUCCAAUCUAAAGCUGCACUCCCCUGUAUUGUAAGUGAUCCUGAUCCAGAUGCAAGCCCUGGGUCUGAUUUCUCAGCUGCCAAUCAAGUGUUAGAAUCUUUGGUUACUGGUCCCCAACCACCAAUGGAGAACAAUCUGAGACCAGAAUUUAUCAGAUUAGCACCUCCUCUCCAUACAUGUGAGGAUGAGCUUGCAUGGAUGAAUCCAGUUGAACCAGACCAUGAAAUAUCAUGGGAUAUGACCAUGUGUGUUAGUAACAAUGCUGGAGUAGAAGUCAAAAGACUGAUGGCUAAAGCAUUCAAAGGUCCAUUAAUUUUACAACAGCAACAGCAAGUAUUGAGUGAAUUAGAAAAAGACCCUAAAUUAGUAUAUCACAUUGGGCUGACGCCAGCUAAGUUGCCAGACUUAGUAGAAAACAACCCCUUAGUAGCCAUUGAGGUGCUGCUACGACUCAUGCAAUCUAAUCAGAUUACUGAAUACUUUUCAGUAUUAGUCAAUAUGGAAAUGUCAUUACAUUCUAUGGAAGUAGUCAAUAGAUUGACAACGGCUGUAGACUUACCAACUGAAUUCAUUCAUCUCUAUAUUUCUAACUGUAUAUCAACAUGUGAAACAAUUAAAGAUAAAUAUAUGCAAAAUAGACUCGUCAGACUGGUGUGUGUAUUUCUCCAGUCAUUGAUUAGGAAUAAAAUUAUCAAUGUACAGGAUUUGUUUAUAGAGGUGCAAGCUUUCUGUAUCGAAUUCAGUCACAUCCGGGAAGCUGCCGGAUUAUUCAGAUUACUCAAGACUCUAGAUACUGGGGAAAUUCCUCCAAAGUCAAAAUGA
This is a messenger RNA of Saccoglossus kowalevskii, 1336 nucleotides long. RefSeq names its product CCR4-NOT transcription complex subunit 11-like. Gene Ontology annotation, cellular component: CCR4-NOT complex. Lineage: Eukaryota; Metazoa; Hemichordata; Enteropneusta; Harrimaniidae. The record is from RefSeq and is a predicted model, not a curated record.